AUGGCAGGCUCUCACCUUCUUUCUCAAUCUCAUUCCCUUCCCAAAACCUAUAACCAAAACCCUUUAUCUCAAAAGCUACUUCUACCUCUCAAAUUCAAAGCCACCCUCAAACCGCGUGCUCUUAGAGCGGUUCUCUCCCAGAACGCAGCUCAAACCGCGGUAGAGGACUCAAAGGUUUCUUUUAAGCACUGUUUCACUAAAUCCGAAGAUGGGUAUCUGUACUGUGAGGGCCUCAAGGUGCAUGACAUCAUGGAAUCUGUUGAGAAAAGGCCUUUCUAUCUUUACAGUAGGCCCCAGAUAACUAGGAAUGUUGAAGCCUAUAAGGAUGCAUUGGAAGGGUUAAACUCUAUAAUUGGUUAUGCCAUUAAGGCCAACAAUAACUUGAAGAUUCUGGAACAUUUGAGACACUUGGGCUGUGGAGCUGUGCUUGUUAGUGGGAAUGAGCUUAGAUUGGCCCUUCGUGCCGGGUUUGAUCCCACAAGGUGUAUCUUUAAUGGGAAUGGUAAAAUCUUGGAGGACUUGGUCUUGGCUGCCCAGGCAGGUGUGUUUGUCAACAUUGAUAGUGAGUUUGACCUGGAAAACAUCGUAGAGGCUGCAAAGAGGGCUGGAAAGAAGGUCAAUGUUUUACUUCGGAUUAAUCCUGAUGUAGAUCCACAGGUCCAUCCUUAUGUUGCCACUGGAAACAAGAACUCUAAAUUUGGCAUUAGAAACGAGAAGCUGCAAUGGUUCUUAGAUGCAGUGAAGGAGCAUUCUAAUGAGCUCAAACUUGUAGGGGCCCACUGCCAUCUUGGUUCAACAAUUACCAAGGUGGACAUUUUCAGGGAUGCAGCCACCAUUAUGAUCAACUACAUUGAUCAAAUUCGAGCUCAGGGUUUUGAAGUUGAUUAUUUAAAUAUUGGAGGAGGACUUGGGAUAGAUUAUUAUCAUUCUGGUGCUAUCCUUCCUUCACCUAGAGAUCUCAUUGACACUGUACGGGAUCUUGUUCUUUCCCGUGGUCUUAAUCUCAUCAUUGAACCAGGGAGAUCACUCAUUGCCAACACAUGUUGUUUAGUUAACCGGGUGACAGGUGUUAAAACUAAUGGUUCUAAAAACUUCAUUGUAAUUGAUGGAAGUAUGGCAGAACUUAUCCGCCCUAGUCUCUAUGAUGCUUACCAGCAUAUAGAGUUGGUUUCGCCUACCCCAUCAAAUGCUGAGAUAGCAACCUUUGAUGUGGUUGGCCCUGUCUGCGAGUCUGCAGAUUUCUUAGGGAAAGGAAGAGAACUUCCUACUCCAGCCAAGGGUACUGGUUUGGUCGUUCACGAUGCUGGUGCUUAUUGCAUGAGCAUGGCAUCAACAUACAAUCUAAAGAUGCGACCUCCUGAGUAUUGGGUCGAAGAUGAUGGAUCAGUGAGCAAAAUAAGGCAUGGAGAGACUUUUGAAGAUCACAUUCGGUUUUUUGAGGGUCUUUGA
Molecule: messenger RNA, 1449 nt
Organism: Sphenostylis stenocarpa
Lineage: Eukaryota; Viridiplantae; Streptophyta; Magnoliopsida; Fabales; Fabaceae
Source: the annotation of a GenBank genome assembly